Messenger RNA from Cutaneotrichosporon oleaginosum, 3281 nucleotides. RefSeq lists its product as uncharacterized. Gene Ontology annotation, molecular function: calcium ion binding. NCBI's taxonomy places the organism in Eukaryota, Fungi, Basidiomycota, Tremellomycetes, Trichosporonales, Trichosporonaceae. The record is from RefSeq and is a predicted model, not a curated record.
GUUCACCACCAUUCACUCAUCUCUCAUCACUCUCCGCUCUCUUGCGUCUAUCCAUCGACUCUCGUUUCACUUUGCAUAGCCCGCCCGCAUCAGAAACGACCGGCCAUGUCCCUCCCAAUGCACCUCCGUGCAUACACGGAGAAGACUAAGGACGAGGCCGCGCGCGACUUCUUCAGCGUUCCGACCCCGGAGCAGCUGCCCGCCCCCUCAGCCCCGCCUGUUGUGGUCAAGCCCGCACGCGGAAAGGCCGGGGCAGGGAGCGCGAGCGGGCUGCAGGGCAUGGAUAUCAACGCCGUCCUGAGCGUCGAGGGGAAGGAGGAUGUGUAUGCCGGCAAGUUGUCCCUUCUCCCGCCAUUCCUCUGCUUCGUCAGCAACGAUAGACGCUCCUGCCGCGCCUCCCUUCCUCUCUACACCAUCCGCCGCGUUGAGCGACUAAACUCGCGCGCGGGUGUGUUUGCGCUCUCGCUCGCGACGUGGCAUGGCAUGCGGAUUAUCCUCCAGCUCACGUCACUUUUGCCCACAGCGGAGCACUUCGCAAUCCUCCUCCGUGAUGCGCUCAAGUCGCAGCUCGCCGAGAUGAAGGCCCUCAAGGUAUUCCUUCCUUCUCUCUACUCCGAGUAUCUCCUCCACACUGGUCCAUCAGGAGAAGAUGGAGCGCUCAUCGAGACAACUGCCGAGGAGGGUGACCUCCGCGGUCCUGGCGGCGAGGGGCGAGGGACGUACGAGCGCGGCCUCGGCGAGACGUUCGGCUUCCCUGGUGAUGCCCGCAAGAUGCGCGAGCGCAGCAAGAUGAAGCUCUGGAAGGAGUACUUCGUGGUGCAUGGGCGAAACAUGACCCUUCUUCGCUAUCCCCCGUUCCAGCGUCUGCUCCAGGUUGGUUUGCCCUCACGUUUGCGUGGCGAGCUGUGGGAGGUGAUGAGCGGAUCCAUCUACCUCCGCUUCGCCAACCCUCAGACGUACCAGCUGCUUCUUGAGGAAAACAAGGGCAAGAGCUCGCAAAGCACGGACGAGAUCGAGAAGGAUCUCAAUCGGUCUUUGCCAGAAUACAAGGCAUAUCAGACUGAUGAAGGUCUCGCCAAGCUCCGCAGAGUACUUGUCGCGUACUCCUUCCGCAACCCGGAACUUGGGUACUGCCAGGCGCUGAACAUCGUUGUCGCCGGUCUCCUCAUCUACAUGUCUGAGGAACAGGCGUUCUGGCUUCUUGAAGUUCUCUGCGACCGGAUACUGCCUGGGUACUACUCGCCGUCAAUGGAAGGCACGUUGCUCGAUCAGCGCGUUUUCGAGUCGCUUGUCAAGCGCUGCCUGCCACUCAUUCAUGACCACUUCCGCGAGGUGGACGUGCAGAUCUCGGUUGCGUCGCUUCCGUGGUUCCUCUCGCUUUACAUCAAUUCCCUCCCACUCAUCUUUGCCUUCCGUGUUGUCGACUGCGUGCUCGCCAUGGGCGUAAAGGUGCUGUUCCAGAUCGGCCUGGCGAUUCUCAAGAUCAAUGGCGAGGCGUUGCUCGAGGUCACCGAUGACGGCAUGUUCAUCAACCUAAUGCGCAACUACUUUUCAACGAUUGGCGAGUCCGCGCACCCUACUCACCCAGAUCCACGGGUGCGCAACAUUACCAAUUUCCAGGAACUCCUCGUCGUUGCAUUCCGGGAAUUCAAUGUGAUUACAGACGACACCAUCACAACCGAGCGACGCCGCUUGCGCGCUAUCAUUGCCGAUGAAAUCGAGAAGUUCUCAAAGCGGGCGGCUGUUCGCAACCUUCGCAACGUCGGCCGCUUCAACAAAGAGCAGGUCGGGAUCAUCUACGACCACUUCUUCUCGGCCGUGUGCUCGCCGGAAGGUGGUGGGGCCGGUGGAUUUGCCGAACCUCAGCCUGGAGAGCUCGAGCAGCCGCGCAUCACCGUCGACGCACAGGGCCGCGUGGAGACCCGGAUCGACCUUAGAACCUUCAAGGUCCUGCUGUCAGGGAUUGCUACUUGGGCCCGCGAGGAAACAGUGACAACCAACGCGUUCAUGCAGCGUACGGAGCGCCGCGUUGCCGACCACGAGCUCGUCGAUAGACUCUUCUACUCGUGGGAUACACAGAAGGUCGGUACACUCUCGCUGCAGGACGUGGUCGAGGGCCUCGACGAGGUUAUGUCUGGCGGGCUCAUGGAGUCGAUCGAAUGGUUUUUCAAGCUUCACGACAAGGACGGCGACGGCUAUCUGACCAAGGACGAAGUAAUCCGGUUGUCUGAGUCGCUGUUGUUCAUUUUCCGUAACGAACCUGGAGACAUAUACUUGGCCGCCGUCUCCCGCUUCAUCUUGAACGCAUACGAAUUCGGCGACGCUACAGCCCCUGAGUCAAGUCUGCCGCCGCUGCAGGACGAGGUCAACGGCGAGGCCCAGACGGCCACCCAGUCGCGCGAGCGGUCGGACUCAGCUGCUGGCCCCCACAACCUGCCGUACCUCAGCCUCCCAACCUUCCGCAUGGUUGUGCUUGCCGACGAGCUCCUCGAGCAAUUCUUCGAGCACUCUCUUACUGAGUCGUUCCAGCUCGAGGACACCGAGGAGGAGGACUACCACAAGACUCACGCCAAGCCAGACGGCUUGCUUGGUGGCCUGGUCAACCUUGUGUACACUGAUGAGAACAAGUCGCGCUUCAACCGCCUUGCCGACGGUAUCGGCUCGGCGCUAGGCAAGCACGCCGAGUGGCGGAAGCCGUCGCUGUCGAAGGCGGACCCAAUGGCCCCGGCGCCUGUCGAGACGCGUGCGCGCGAGUCGCUUCUGACUCCAUCACAGCGGGCACGCGCUCGCAGUGCUUCGCAGGCGUCGCAGGCCAGCAUCAAGACAACGGCCAGUGCAUCAACGACUAACACGAUGGACAAGCCGUCGUCGCUGGCCGAUGUGGAGAUGCGGUACCGCGAGGAGAGUGAAAUGGUACGGGCGGCGCAGGAGGCGGUGAUGCACCGGCCGAAUUUCGCUAUCGACGCGAUCGGCGACAGCGAUGGCGAGGAGGAGGAGGAUGGGGCCGACGAUGGCGUCAUGGACGAGGUUGAGGCGUUCCUCAAGGCUCACGGUGGCGACGACGACACGGCGGUCAAGGGUGCCGCCAAGAAGGAGGCUGAGGACCUGCUCAAGGCAGAGCCGAUGCGGCCUGGUCAAAAGCCACGACAGACAAGCGGCGAUCUUGUGCAGCUCUGAGGACGGUGUAAGCAUGUGUAGAUGUUUGUUAGAUAUCUUUUAUUUUGCAUGUUAGCACCAAACAUGUUGAACGGUGCCGUGGAGGGAUGCAGGGCGUGGGGGAG